Haliotis rubra (blacklip abalone) is the source of this 3509-nucleotide messenger RNA. RefSeq names its product vascular endothelial growth factor receptor kdr-like. The record is from RefSeq and is a predicted model, not a curated record. The transcript has 22 exons. Gene Ontology annotation, cellular component: signaling receptor complex. Lineage: Eukaryota; Metazoa; Mollusca; Gastropoda; Lepetellida; Haliotidae. Gene Ontology annotation, biological process: protein phosphorylation; multicellular organism development; positive regulation of kinase activity. Gene Ontology annotation, molecular function: transmembrane receptor protein tyrosine kinase activity; ATP binding; protein binding. The coding region runs from base 80 to 3016 and encodes 978 amino acids.
UUCAGAUCAUGUGAUGUGCAGUUGGGAAGGAGAUCUGCUGAUGUUCUCAAAAGUUCUGUUUGACAACUGAAGAACGAACAUGAUAUUCCUUAUACAUGUUUUGAGUGUGAUUAGUAUUGGAACUUUGUUGCCUUGGCGAUGUAGCGGUGAGAAACUAUUCAUGGAGUACUUACUGAAGGCACAGUGUCAGGCAAGAUGCAACAAACUGGUUGGGCAGCAGCCACGACUUGCUGCAUCAGAAUUCUUUGACAUCUAUCCAGCUUAUGUCUGCAACAACAAUCCUUUGAAAUGCAGUCAGUGUUCUCUGCCAUGUGUUUUUCAUCAUACUGAUGUGUCAUCCUGCUUUAACAUAUGCGAAAGCAGUAUCUGCAAUUCCAGUUGUGAGUUUUUCUACCAGGCAAAAGCAGAAGUGAAGGAAAACAUGACUGACACUCGUGUUUCUAGCAGUGGUCUUUAUUUGGUGGAGCCAGUGAUCACAUGUACAUAUUCUGCUAAAGGUCCUCCAGGGAGGAAGGAUGUCUAUAUUUCAUACUUGAGGUGGAAUGUUAAAGAUAGAGGCAGAAAUACCUCGACAACCAUACCUCUGUGUUUCCUUGUGUCCAUGCAGAUUACAACCGUAACUGGUGACCUAUCACCUUGGAGACUUUUGGGAAAGACAAACUUCAGCUUCAUUCCUGCCACCAAGCUCAGUGCAGGAUUACGAUUCCGCUUCAAUGUGACUGCUGUGACAGAAAAUGGCAUCAGUGAUGCAACAAAAGUGACCCAGUGGGCAGUCAUGCCUCCAGCAACCUCCAAACCUCAAGAGCCAAGAGAAGUCCAAGUUGUUCACCAGCAAGUCAGGCAUGGUAAAGUUGCUGCCCUGGUUAGAUGGAAGCCAGGCAAAAGAGGUGGCUGCUUCUUUAAGCUUUACUGGAUGGGAGAUGGGGACAUGAAAGAUUCCUUUCAUGCAAGGGAUAUACCAGAAUGGCCUGAGUUCAAGUACGAACUGGUGAACUUAAUGUUUGGUCGGAACUACAGUGUCCAGGUGCAUACCUUUGACAGAUUUUAUAAGGUCAACAGUAAGCCGGCGACAGUUCGCUUCCAAACCCUCAGCUGUCUUGACCAUACAAACCAUAGUUAUGCUAUCUGUGAGCCUGAUCCAGCCCGCAACCUCACAACAGGUAUAAGCCAGAAAUUCAUGGACACUGAAGGAAGACUUUUUGUUAAUGUGACGUUGUCAUGGUUGCAGCCUAUGUAUGUGUCCAGGCAUAAUACCAUCAAUAUGUUUGUGAUCACAUGGCACAAGAAGCCACCCUUGCCUUACAGUGCACAAAUUGAAGCUCACCAUGGGGAGAUAAAACUUUCAGGGCAACAGAAACACCUGGUACUACCAUGUCUUCACAUGGAUUCAGAAUACCUGAUAUCAGUGAAGGCUGUAACCCAAGGUGGCUCAACGUCAGCCACAGUGCUGCUGGUUCUGGGAACUCCCUACAAAAGCAUCGUUGGUAUGGCAGGAAAUACCAAUAUAUCAAUGAACACCCACCUGGUGAGCAGAGUGAACAAGAACAUUUACAUCCUCACUCUCCUACCUGCAUUUCUGGCUUGUGUGGCUGCGCUCAUGUUCUAUAUCUACCAUAGACAUUUCAAGCCAAACUUAACAAUGCACCAGACAAGAUGUUUAGCCAAACAGGAACUGAACCCACUUUAUGGCAGUGUUGGGAGUGCAGGAAGCUACCAGGAGGAACUGACAACACUCAUAAGUGAUGGCUAUGAAAUUGACCUUGCUCGCAUACACUUCAUUGAAACACUAGGUGAGGGAGCAUUUGGCAGAGUGAUGAAAGCUGAAUUGGAGUCACCUGACUCCAAGAGGGACUCGAUGACAAGGACAGUGGCAGUCAAAAUGCUAAAAGAUCAUGCAACUGAGGAUGAGAGACGCAGCCUUUUCCUUGAAAUUGAGGUCAUGAAACAGUUUGGAUUUCACCAGAAUGUAGUCAGCAUGAUAGGCUGCUGUACAACUGGCAGUCGUAUCUGUCUUGUUAUGGAUUUUUGCCUGCUUGGAGACCUACGGAAUUAUUUGAGAAACUACAGGGAAAAGCAUCUGAGUUGUAUGCCGCUCAAUCAUGCAAUUCAGGCAAGGAAACCCAAAGAACGAAGCCAGAUGAACUCUGACAGUGGGAUUAGUCAACAUUCCAGCCAAGAUAAAGGUGAAUAUGGUGCUGAUGGUGCCCAGGAGAGUCACUCAACCUGUGCAUCCUCGAUGCCAUCAUAUCAAUUUCAAGUCAACACUGACGUGUUUUUUGAGGAAGAGAACUUCAUUGACCAGACAAUGUUACUGUCGUAUGCACGUCAGGUUGCUCUUGGGAUGGAGUUUUUAUCACAGAAAAAAUUUGUACACCGAGAUUUAGCCACCCGUAAUAUAUUAGUGUACAGUCACCGUCUGCUGAAGAUAUCAGAUUUUGGUCUGUCACGUGACGUAUACGAGACUAAUGUCUACCAGCCAACUUCUGCCAGGAAACUCCCAUACAAAUGGAUGGCACUUGAGUCUAUAUUUGACAACGUCUUCACCACAAUGAGUGAUGUAUGGUCCUUUGGUAUACUCUUGUGGGAAAUAGUGACACUUGGUGGAUGUCCAUAUCCUGGCAUCCCAAACAAGGAUCUCUUUCGGCUGCUAAAAGAUGGUUAUCGAAUGGAAAAACCAGAUAACUGCAGUCAUGAAGUCUAUCAGAUGAUGUUGUCAUGCUGGCACCCCAGGGCAGAGGACAGACCCUGUUUCGCCGAACUUAGGUACAAGAUCGAGGCGCUGCUAGAGGCCACCUGCUCCUACAUUGACCUCACAGUCAACGUGAGUCCUGACUACUACAUACAAGACACUAGUGAGGAGCAGGAGCCUUGUCGAUCACCAACCAAUCACUCACCAAAAUGGGUGACAUUUGACACAUGCUCAAACUUUACCAACAAGGAAAAUAACUUAGAUUCCUAUAGAUCUGCAGUAUCAGGCGACAGUGAGAGUGGAACUGAAUGUAGUUAUCACUCUUAAGAUGAUGUCAAAUGUGGAGAACAUGAGAAUAUGAGCUUGACCCCAAGUCAUUCUGAUCCACAGGCAAAGGUAGUGUAGCAGUGACAUUAAUGAUAACACCUUCACUGGGGAUGCUGGGAAGGCAGGUUGUCCAAAUGAAAACUGACAGAUAUCCACUCCCAGAUGUUCAAGAUCAGAGAGACAUGGAAUUCAGAAAGGAGUUCCUGGAUUCCAUGCAGCAUUACAGUUUUCAUGCAGCCAAAGUGGUUUCCAGAUUCAUAAUUUGGAUCAGAUCUACAAAGAAAAUACGUAAAGGUGUAGUUAGUAUCUUUGGAAAGCCUCAGUACUCCAGCUUUCCAACGUCAAUGUCAGAUUUGAAAGGAUCAAGUGUAACUGUCUUUCAGGGACCUUUCCAUGUCACCAUACUAUUUAUUGGAAGUGCACUUCUGCUACAUAUAAAUGGAUAAAUCUUCAAACCUUCAUUGUGAAUAAAUAUUUCAUUUAUGCUGUGAAA